AGGAUGACUCAUGGUCUGAUAAACACAGCUGAUAUUCCAGCUAAAUUGGGCCAAUCCAGUUUUACCUCUGAAUGUAUUCCCAUGGCCGUGACCUGUGGCUGUGCUGGCCUGGUUCUUGGAGUUUCCGUUAUGCUUGUUGUCUGGUGUAAAUGUAAACGAGAUUACGAGAAAAAAAUUAAACAGCUUGAAGUUGACUUAGAAAAGCAGGAUAAAGAACCGAAAGGUGUUGACAUGACACAUGUGGUUGAGAUACAGGAUAAAGAACCGGAUCCCAUGAAGGCCACACUGAUGAAGAUUAAGACUGAACUGAAGGAAAUGAUGAUCCACUCCAAAAACAACUUGAUGAAGCGAAGAAAGAGAAGGGUGCGAUAAAGUUAGGGGAGAUAGAAACAGAGAGAGAACUGACAUUAGGAGAAAAGCAAAACCUAUUAAAUGAUCAGAAGAAUUUGGACAAGAUAGAGAGAAUCUCUGAGAACAUGAUGAUGAAGGUAAAUACAAUGCUGGGGUCAAUAGAGUCUCAGCUUAUUGAAUAAACAAGGAGAGGAACGUUUGAAUCGUGUUAAGAUCAGGUGAAAGCAAUCAGAACAAUUUAAAUUCACCAAAACUCAACAACAAUCAAACAAAAGAUAUUUUUAAAUGAAGUGUGAAGUAAAAUGUUAUGAUGGUGACAGUGUGACCGUGGGUUUAUUAUCAUCAGGUGCAGCUCAAUGAAAACAAGUACUACAAUAUCAGCUCCAUUUAAUUGGUUGUGUGCAGAAAAUGUCUGAAAGUUGUAUGAGGAUAAGAUGCAUUGUUUCUCUUGCUUUGCAUUUCUGUUAAAUAAUUUCACUGUUUCUUCUUUGUUGUUGUUAAAAUUGCUCAUCAUUGCAUACAUUCUGAAAAUCUAAAUAAAAUCACAUUUA
Molecule: messenger RNA, 902 nt
Organism: Anoplopoma fimbria (sablefish)
Lineage: Eukaryota; Metazoa; Chordata; Actinopteri; Perciformes; Anoplopomatidae
Exons: 3
Coding region: 4-372 (122 amino acids)
Source: RefSeq, a predicted model, not a curated record